GUUAUAAAUACCAAAAAUAACACACAUCUAACUUCAUCCCAUUAUUUCUUGCUCUAAUACUUUCUAAAAACACCUAAAAGUUUAUAGAAAACUUAGAGCAGGGGCGACUAAAUCAUUUGAAGAACACAACAACAACAACAAAACUCAAAAAAAAUGGCAGGAUACAAAUCAUCUUUGUUACUUGCACUAGUUAUGAUUGCUGGAAUUUCUGAACUUUGUUCAGCUGCAACACACAUAGUUGGUGGUACAACUGGAUGGACUAUUCCAAGUUCUCCUUCUACUUACUCUACUUGGGCUAAUGGUGAAACCUUCGCCGUUGGUGAUGUUCUUGUGUUCAAUUUCACAACCGGGGCCCACACCGUAGCCGAAGUGAGCAAGGCAAACUAUGAUGUAUGCAGCACUAACAGGACCAUUGGCGCCGUCCGCAGCACCGGCCCCGCCAGCAUCACCCUCACCGCCGCCGGAACCCACUACUUCCUUUGCACCAUCCCCAACCACUGCUCCACUGGUCAAAAGCUCGCUGUGACCGUCACCGGACCCACUGGUUCCCCCGCCUCUUCACCCGCCCCUGCCGGUGGUGCUUCCGCCCCCUCUGGUGGUGCAGCCACCCCCGCCGAAGGUCCCACCACCCCAUCUGGCACCCCCACCGUCCCCGCCGCCGGUUCCCCUGCCGCCGAUGGUCCCGGAAGUUCAUCCCCCCCCGGCAACUUCGCCGCCUCUACCAGUGUUAGCAUGUUGAGCUUAGUGUCUGUUGGUGUUGCGGCUUUGAUGUUCUAGAGAUGAUUUUUGUUGCAUUAUUUUUACAUGUUUUUGGGUGUUAUUAUUUAUUUACUCCUUUUUUUUUAAAUUUCGUUUAUUAUUAACGAAUUAAUUUUUUAUCAUGUUAUGGUCUAUAUAUAUUUUUGGUAGUUCUUUGUGUAAUAAUAAGGGCUGAUUUUUCAUCCAUCAGCCUUUGUUUUAUGGUACAUUUGUUCGGUAUAAAUAUAUUUUUCUUCUCAUCAUGAUGAGUUUAAAUUUCAA
This is a messenger RNA of Chenopodium quinoa (quinoa), 1020 nucleotides long. RefSeq names its product cucumber peeling cupredoxin-like. The record is from RefSeq and is a predicted model, not a curated record. The coding region runs from base 154 to 777 and encodes 207 amino acids. The transcript is spliced from 2 exons. NCBI's taxonomy places the organism in Eukaryota, Viridiplantae, Streptophyta, Magnoliopsida, Caryophyllales, Amaranthaceae. Gene Ontology annotation, molecular function: electron transfer activity. Gene Ontology annotation, cellular component: plasma membrane.